AUUUACAUUAACAUUAUCAAGGCUAUAUUUUUUAAUGUCCUUUCAAUUAUGAAGGAUGGUUUUAUGUUUUCACUGACAUAUCAGACAGCAUAGCCCUAUAUUAACUAGAUAAUUCACCUGUAAAAUGAAAAUUCUUUCAUUAUUUACAUCCCUGGCCUAUUUUCAAACCUGUAUGACUUUCUUUCUUCUGCAGAACACAAAAUGUCGGUAACAGCUAUCGGUGGGUACCAUUGGUUUUGUGUUCAAACAAUAGAAGUCAAUGGGGAAGAUUUUUGGUUACAAACAUUUUUCAAAAUAGCUUUUUUUGGUGUUUUGCAGUUAAAAAUGACAACAGGGUGUGUGAAUGACGAAAAAAAAACAUUUUGAAGAAGAACAAUUCCUUUGAACUUCAUUCUUAUAUAGUUCAGAUCUGGAACCAGAGUCGUUUUGCCUCUGAAUUUUUUUUAUAGAGCCAAAUAAAGAUCUCAAAGCGCACAUCGUGUCCAGCAGAGGGCGAUACAUAGUCUUAAAUAAACUUUAGUUGACUGGCACUUCUUCUACAACAUUGUGCAACACAGUAUCAACCACAUGAUGUCAGGAAUGCACACUAAAGUACUGUCUGUUAAUUUCAGAGUAAAUGCAGCACACUCUUUUAUACACGCAUUAUAACAGCAUAGAAAGUGGGACAGCUGUGGCCAUUGCAUUUCAGAAGGAUCAAAAAUGUGUUACUUUUCUAAUAUUGUAGCGUCUAAUUGGAGUUCAGAUAUGCCAUUGGCCAGCACACAAUGUUCUGACAUAGCUUGUAAAAGCUACAAUUGCAUUUAAUUGAGUAGCUCUUUUCUGUAAUCCAGAGCAAUCCUAAAAAGCCAUAAAGCAGUUCCAAGCUUUCUUCUCUGCUGGAGCUCAAGGAAAGCCAGUGCUUUAUUACACCCCUAGAGAUCCAGCUGCUUGCCAUAUGUGUGAUAGGGUCACUGAGUCCAUUAGGCAGCACUAUACUGCUAGCAUGCUUGUGAGCUACCGUGAGAUGGAACAUAUAAAGGAACACUUGUUUCUUUCACCAAUACUUUCCAGAAGCUUCGAGAGACUCUUCUGGUUGAAGAUGGAUGUAGUGUGAAAAUGCUGAGGAAAGCCCUUCUGUGGAUGAGAAUGAUAUGAGAGGGUGUGCCUGAGCCUAAUCCUGUUAUUCCAGCCUUCUUAAUCCAGUAGAGCUAGUCAGUCUUUAAAGCUUUUUCGCCACCUGCUGUGACAACGAACACUCUAACAUAAACGUCUCAUACACGUAUACAUCUACAAACGCAGACAUACACUGGACAUCAUGGAGGACAGCAUGAUGCUAGGGGUUGAAGGGAUCAGGAAGACCAUCUUGCAUGGAGGGACUGAUGAGAUGCCCAGAUUUGUCACAGGAACUAAGGUGACCUUCCAUUUCCGCACCCAGCUCUGCAAUGAUGAGCGCACAGUCAUAGAUGACAGUAAGAAGGUAGGUACGCCUAUGGAAGUGGUCAUCGGGAACAUGUUUAAACUAGAUGUCUGGGAAAUUCUGCUGACGUCCAUGAGGAUAGGGGAGGUGGCCAAGUUCUGGUGUGAUGUCAUGCACACAGGGUUGUAUCCCAUAGUGGCGAAGAGUCUGCGGCGCAUUGCAGAUGGAAAGGAUCCAGUAGACUGGCAUAUUCACACCUGCGGCAUGGCCAAUAUGUUUGCAUAUCACAGUUUGGGCUAUGAAGAUCUGGAUGAACUUCAGAAGGAACCACAGCCUCUCUACUUUGUUAUGGAACUUCUAAAGGUUCAACAGCCGAGUGAAUAUGACAGAGAGUCAUGGGCUCUGAAUGAUGAAGAGCGACUUAAGGCAGUACCUGUGCUUCACGGUCAAGGGAACAAGCUUUUCAAACAGGGCCGUUUCGAGGAUGCCACAAUGAAAUAUAAGGAAGCCAUCGUGUGCAUCAAGAAUGUGCAGUCAAAGGAGAAGGCAUGGGAAGCUCCCUGGCUUAAACUGGAGAAGAUGGCCAACACACUCACUUUAAACUACUGCCAGUGUCUGCUGCGCAUGGAGGAGUAUUAUGAGGUCAUCGAACACACAUCUGACAUCAUCAACCAACACCCCGGGACAAUGAAAGCCUUCUUUCUGCGUGGUAAAGCGCACAUGGAAGUGUGGAAUGAAGCAGAAGCAAGAGCUGAUUACAUAAGAGUGCUGGAUCUGGAUCCGGGAAUGAAAAAGACGGUAAAGAAAGAGCUAGCAGUUCUCAAAAUGCGUAUGGACUUAAAAAAUGAGGAGGACAGAUUGACGUACAAGGGGAUGUUCACAAAACUAUCGGAAGGACAAGAGACUCUGGAGCAAGAGCUUCCAGAAAAAGAGAUACUGGAGCAACCAUCUCCAGAACAAGAUGGAGCACCACUGGAAGAAACAUAUGAAGAACAAAUCAAUCUAGAACAAGCAAGUUUAUUGCAAACAACUCUGGCAAACAUGCUUUUGGAAACAUCAGAGCAAACGGAUUCAUCACGAGCAGCUGACAUGACUCCAGAAAACGUGAUUCCAGAAGAAACUAGCAGAGAACAAGCUAACACAGAAGAAAGAAAUGCUGUAGACAUGAUUCUAGAGCAAUCACCUUCUGAACAAACACCUCCAGAGGAAAUAAGUCCAGAACAAGCAGUGCAAGAACCAAUGUCUUCAGAACAAAUGACUCUAAAUUAAAGUAUUUCAAAUAUUUUCUCUAGAAAAAGAACGAGGCUUUAGGAUAUGAACACAUUUAAAGCCUGA
Molecule: messenger RNA, 2731 nt
Organism: Triplophysa dalaica
Lineage: Eukaryota; Metazoa; Chordata; Actinopteri; Cypriniformes; Nemacheilidae
Gene: aipl1
Product: aryl hydrocarbon receptor interacting protein-like 1
Exons: 6
Coding region: 1295-2665 (456 amino acids)
Molecular function (GO): peptidyl-prolyl cis-trans isomerase activity; protein binding
Source: RefSeq, a predicted model, not a curated record